UCUUUACCCAAACUGUCACUCAUUUGAAUUCCAGACACGCUUCUUCCAUUUCCGGCUGCACUAGUACUACACUACGGAGUACUUCAUUAAUUCACUCUCUGCAAAUUGAUAUUCAAUAUCUUCAUCAUUUCAGCUGUUGAGGUUUUUGGGUGCUCAAAAUAUAAACACAAUUUCCUCCUUUUUAGUUUCUCCAUUUUUCAUCUACUGUAAAAACAGAACCAACAAUGGUGCUUACACGCAGUGGAGGAACCCCCCAAAAAAGAAAGGAAUAUGCGGAGAAGCGUAAAUACAUUAAAAGGAAAAGCUUGUUUGGAUCUCCCCAACUUGACGACCAAGAUCAUCCCUCCCCUGUUUCUGCUCCUCCUCCGGUAACUGUUAUACCACAAUCGACACAUUCAGGAGCUAGGCUCCUCUUUUCUGAUGUAUUAAAGCAUCAUUGUCAGAACACGGUUACACACUCUCCUAAAAGACGGAGAACAAGGAUGCCAAAGAAGGAUUUAGAAACCAAAAAUUUCGAGAAGCUGAUAGUGGAAGUGACUGAAGGGUUAAGUCCAAACAUUGGAGAAAACACAAGCUUCAUUCAGAACAACUUACAAGGCAAAUAUCUUUCUGGUUCAGAUGCCGCUCAACCUGAUAUCCCGUUGUCUGCUGUACAGCAUUCAGAAGCAGUGAAGCUGAAAAUGCAGUCUGCUGUAGAAAGAGAAGGAACUCCUGGUGAUGCUGUCAAUUUGCAAACUGUCGAGAAUAUAUCACAGGGAGAUGCUGAUAUAGAUAUGGAAAUAGAUGAUACCAACAGCAUAGAAGAUACAAUCUUUGCAAUGAACAAUCAUAAAGACCAAUCAUCCACAAAGACCACAAGCUUAACUCUGACGGAGCUGGCUCAACAGAUGGCUGUUGAUGAUGACAUUGUGAACUCUGUAUGUGAUAGCAGUCAUGUCUUCGUUGGGGGUUAUAAGGUAAAAUCUGAAGACUCGGGCCUCCUCGGCUCUAUUCUUUCCAAGCAUGGGGAUAUUGCUGAUAACUGCAAUUUCAAAACACCAUCAGUUCGUUCUCUGUUCAUACAACAUGUAUGUGACAUUGUUCAAACUUUGAAGAAGACUAGUAUUGCAUUCAUCACUACGAGUGAGCUUGAAAAGAUGGUAGCUGGCCUUAGUGAUAUUGAAGGAGCAUGUAUAGAAGUUGGAUGGCUCAAAGAGAGGCUCGUUGAGAUUUACGAAGCAAAGAAAGCUAUCCCUAUGCUUGGGCCAUCAUCCGAAUUGAGAAAGACUCAAACUGAACGGAAAUUCAAGAUUCAGUGUACAAAAGCACUUGUGGAAGAGUACAAGAGAGAGAUUGUUAUUAGAGAGGAAGAACUUCGCAAUUUAGAGGAAAAGUUGCGCAUGGCUGAGAGUGUACUUUCUGUUGACGAAGAGGAGGCUACGACAGCAGAAAUGGUGAUUGGUGAGUACAAGGACAAGUUGAGGCGCAUUGUGGAGUUAGGCUCCUUGCAUUGUGGUCUAGUAUGAUUGUUACUUUCGACAAACAGUCACAUUCGGGCCUGAUCAUGUCAUGGAGUUGUGUAACAACAAUGAUCUUCAGUUGAUUGUGCGUGCACAUGAAUGAAUGUGUCAUGGAUGGUCAACAGAAGCACGACUUUUGUGACUAAGCACUAUGUGUUUGUAGAUGGCAUGUAAUGACUUGGUUAAUGUUGUUAAAGAAUUAAUGUUGUAUGUUCUAACUUCAAAUUUACUAGUAAGUAGUUUUUGAUGACACUA
Molecule: messenger RNA, 1754 nt
Organism: Spinacia oleracea (spinach)
Lineage: Eukaryota; Viridiplantae; Streptophyta; Magnoliopsida; Caryophyllales; Amaranthaceae
Exons: 4
Coding region: 225-1505 (426 amino acids)
Source: RefSeq, a predicted model, not a curated record